Molecule: messenger RNA, 1073 nt
Organism: Colletotrichum destructivum
Lineage: Eukaryota; Fungi; Ascomycota; Sordariomycetes; Glomerellales; Glomerellaceae
Product: Putative short-chain dehydrogenase/reductase SDR, NAD(P)-binding domain superfamily
Exons: 1
Coding region: 202-972 (256 amino acids)
Cellular component (GO): cytoplasm
Molecular function (GO): alcohol dehydrogenase (NAD+) activity
Source: RefSeq, a predicted model, not a curated record
UUCUUUUUAAAUCUCUCCCUCCUCUUCCUCUCCGACGACGUACGACGUAAUCAGAUUACUCGAGCCGUCUUGUUCUCUUUUUCCCUCAUUCGACAAGCCUCUACACGAAGCCCAAUCAUCUCAUCUCACUCCUCCCCGAACGCCCCAUCACCCCGAUUGCCUCGAUUACCCCUGAAUCCAGAUACCAACCCCUCAUCCACCAUGGCAAACACGGUCUAUGUCAUCACGGGCACCAACAAGGGCAUCGGUCUCGGCAUGGUCAAGGCCCUCAUCGCCCGACCAUCUACGACUGUCGUUGCGUCGGUUCGCAGUGACCAAGCCGCUGCGUCGUUGAAAUCCUCCGUCGAGGACGUGGCCAAGGGCGACAAAUCCGAGCUUCACAUCAUGCUCCUGGAUUUCACCAAGGCUCCCGAGCCGGCCAAAGUUCUGGAGGCCUUCAACGCUGCUACCUCUGGCACAGUCGAUCGCAUCGACGUCGUCGUCAGUAACGCCGCCGCGGCUUCCCCGGGAACGCCAUCUCUGGCCAUCUCCAGCGAAGACCUGCGGAACGCAUUCGAGAUCAACACCAUCGCCCCCCUCAUGGUCUUCCAGGGCCUCUGGCCCCUGAUGAGCCAGCCUCGGGCCACGGGUGACGUCCCCGCCAAGUUCAUCGGGAUUACCUCGUCUGUUGGCUCGAUCGAGUCCCAGGAGCCCUUUCCAGGCGGCGCUUAUGGUCCGAGCAAGGCCGCGCUGAACUGGCUGGUCAAGUCACUGCAUAAUCAGCACGAGAACCUGGUCAGCGUAGCCGUUCACCCUGGAUGGGUCCAGACAGAUAUGGGCUACCACGCGGCCAAGGAGUGGAAGUACGACCCCGGUCCCCCCGAGACUGUCGACGACUCCGUCAAGGGGGUUCUCGGCGUGAUUGAUGGGGCCAGCCGAGAGACCACCUCGGGAAAACUCGUAACGCAAACGGGCGAGAUCGUUCCCUGGUAAGGGGGGAAGCUUCAAAGCAAAGGCGAGCAGCACAUCUCUGGGGGCCUGCAACGACUGCCAAUGAUUUCAGGGCAUGGUAAUCUAUACAUUCAUCGGCAUAU